AUAAGAAUGGGUCCAAAGAUCAUUUUUGAAACACAAAUUGCAAAUUAUUGCACAAAUCACUUGCUCCGUAUAUGCCUCGGCAGAGAUGCGCAUAUGGGCAGCCUUACGUGAAUCCAGUUUAGACAACACUAUUCUAAGAGCCCGUUUGGUAGCACCAAAAUCAGCUGUUUUGGCUGAUUCUGCUGAAAUUUAUGAUAUUCUGGCUGGAGUGGCUGUUUUGGCUGAUUCUGCUGAUUUAAGAAAAAAAUAUUUCAAAAAUAUAUUUUAUUAAUAAAUUAAAGAAAAAAUUAUAUGUAAAAAUAGCUCAAAUGGUCCUCUACAGUAACUUCAGCCAAUACAGCCAGAAAAGUAACUCCAACCUUACUUUUUCGGCUUAUUACACAAUUCAGCGCGCGAAAGUAAAAGUUACGUGUUUGGUGAAAAAGCUGGUUGAUAAGCCUGAUAAGCCGAAAACAGAGUUCUCCAAACGGGCUCUAACAUUCUAAAUUCAGCGUCCCAUCCCGCAUCCACUCCUUUAAAAGUCGCAGCUUUCUUUCUCAAUAGAUCGAAACAUUCGUUCGGGAUUCUUGAUCGCAGCUUUGUGCGGCCGAUCAUGGCUUCCAUAAUUAACAUCUCUUCCGCUUCAACUGCUCCUUCUCUACCACAAGCUUCCAGCACUUUCAAAUCAUUGAAUGCGUCCCAUCCACCUGGGAAGUCAUUUCUGGUUACUCUGGACCAUAGGGCACGACUGAGCUUCAAGGGGGAAACCAGAAUCAGAUCUGCUUUGUCAUCUCGUGAAGCAACAAGUGUCAUAUUCCAGACCAUUUUGACCAAACAUUCACGACUUUGUGACUUAUCAGUUGGGGUCGCAACACAACCAGAUGUUGUAGGUUCUUUUGGAACCCCUGUGGCAGACAUUAUCCCAACACCAAGUGGCUUUCCUUCUGAUGUUGCUGAGUUUGAUUUGGACUGGCCAUCCGAAGGGUUCUCGUCCAUCCCUGAUGCCGUUGAAGACAUUCGUCAGGGAAGAUGGUAUUGGUUGUAGAUGAUGAAAACAGAGAAAACGAAGGAGACCUGAUAAUAUCUGCAGAAAAAGUGACACCAGAAGCUAUGGCUUUCAUUGUGAAACAUGGAACCGGAAUUGUUUGUGUGAGUAUGAUGGAAAAAGACUUGGAGCGGUUGGAGAUUCCUUUGAUGGUAAAUCACAAGGAUAACGAGGAGAAACUUUCUACAGCAUUCACUGUUUCAGUGGAUGCCAAAUUUGGAACUACAACUGGUGUAUCAGCUAGUGAUAGGGCAAAGACUAUAUUGGCUCUUGCAUCCAAAGGUUCUAAACCGCAGGAUUUUAAUCGACCUGGGCAUAUAUUUCCUUUGAAGUAUCGGGAAGGAGGGGUUCUAAAACGAGCCGGUCAUACUGAAGCAUCGGUUGAUCUUGCUGUGCUAGCUGGGUUAGAACCAGUUGCAGUUUUAUGCGAGGUUGUGGAUGAUGAUGGUUCCAUGGCUAGAUUACCUAAGCUUAUGCAAUUCGCUCAUGAUAAUAGCUUAAAGAUCAUAUCAAUUGCUGAUUUAAUCAGAUAUAGAAGGAAAAGAGACCAAUUGGUGGAACAUGCUUCUGCUGCAAAGAUACCUACCAAUUGGGGGCCUUUCAUUGCCCAUUGUUACAGAUCUGUCUUAGAUGGGAUCGAACAUAUCGCGAUGGUGAAGGGUGAGAUUGGGGACGGGAAAGAUAUUCUUGUUCGGGUGCAUUCUGAAUGCCUGACGGGAGACAUAUUUGGUUCAGCCAGAUGUGAUUGUGGGAAUCAAUUGGCACUUGCUAUGCAACAAAUUGAGGCUGCCGGCAGGGGUGUGUUAGUUUACCUUCGAGGUCAUGAAGGAAGAGGGAUCGGGUUGGGACAUAAACUUCGUGCUUACAAUCUUCAAGAUGAUGGGCGGGACACCGUUGAAGCCAAUGAGGAACUUGGCUUACCAGUUGAUUCACGAGAGUAUGGAAUAGGUGCACAGAUACUAAGAGAUCUUGGCGUCAAAACUAUGAAGUUGAUGACAAACAACCCGGCUAAAUACAGUGGAUUGAAAGGCUAUGGUCUGGCAGUUGCUGGAAGGGUACCUCUUGUGACCCCGAUAACAAAAGACAACAAGAGAUACUUGGAAACAAAGCGUGCCAAAAUGGGACAUAUUUAUGGCAUGAACAUAAACAAUCUGGUAAGUAAAACAAACCCUGAGAAAACAUCAGUUGUAUCAGAUGACUCAAGUUUCCAGUAAGCAAGCUGAGAAACCAUUGACAGAGUUCAUUGUUUCCUCUUCCACUAUUGAAUCUCAAAAUGUAGUCUUUACACUAUUGAUUUUUUGCAACAAUAAUAUAAUCAUUUCGUGUAAAACCCGUCAUGAAAUCUCACAAAAAAUGAGUAUAUAUGUCAAAAGAAGCCACUCGUGCAUGUCCUAAUAUCUUUGUAAUGUUCGUUAGCAACGCUAAGCCGGUAACCCAAAUGGUUAUUGUACAUGUUGAGUAUUUGAUUUCAAGUUUAACUUCUUUGAAGCUGAAUGAUAGUUUUCUUUGGUUUUAUAGUCGAAGACUGAAAUCAUCUAACGUUGUUAAUCGUUACUUCUGGUUUUGCAAUCUUUCAAUGUCAAUGAACGGUUAAGAUUAAGA
Messenger RNA from Cuscuta epithymum, 2626 nucleotides. Lineage: Eukaryota; Viridiplantae; Streptophyta; Magnoliopsida; Solanales; Convolvulaceae. The record is from the annotation of a GenBank genome assembly.